AUGAUGUCUCCAACACUGGUGUUGAAUCUUCUGCUUCUAGUGACCAUUGCUUCAGCAGGACAUUAUUAUGGAGGCUCGCUGACCUUCUCUCCUAAAGGAAUGAAUCCAGACGGGAGCAUUAGGGAUACUUGCACUCUAGAGUACAGCUCUGCCUACAGCACAGGGGUCUAUGGAUUUGAAUUGGUUCUGGAGGACUUCCCAAGGCAACACAUCUCUCUCUCCUAUACUGAUGGAACCCAGUCGUAUAGAUGCCCUCUGGUUGGAAUACGUUCAUUAUACUCGACAACACACCCGACCACCACAUCAACCAGACUUCCAGUCACAAUAACCCAAAACUACUGGUGGUGGUGGGGUAAUAACCAACAAACAACCACGGCUCCACCUACAACUAACACAUUGUGGUGGGGUAAUAACCAACAAACAACCACUGCUCCACCUACAACUACCCCAUGGUGGUGGUGGUAUAACCAACAAACUACCACUGCUCAACCCUCAACUACCCCAUGGUGGUUGUGGCUGCAGCUGUCUACCACACCGACCACAACACACCCACAUCAACAACACACUACGACUACCAUACCUCCACACCCACAUUCUCAUGAUCCAUUGAGCAAGAUCCCUCUGCAGUUUAGUCUUCUUGUUGACCCACCUGCUCCGUCGUGCACCGAGGGACUCUACAUUCCUCAAUUUGUUUCACCAACUCCCCGCAACAGAGAUCAAAUCCAUGCUACACCACUACGUGAACUGGAAAUCCGUGUUAAGGCCGCAGCAGCUUAUUCAAUGGUUUCUGAUGUCAUCAUUAGUGGCCCUCUGAACAUAACUAAGCACCCUUUGAGCACUGGAGAGUACGCCAUUAGAUGGACGCCAAUGAGGGAGGAUCUUGGAGAUAAUUUCCCUGUCUGUUUCAUUGCAGAGAGCUCAAGCGGAUACAGCAUUUAUCAGUCUGAAAUGAGAUGUGUCAUUGUCACUGUUGGGCGACAGACUGUUGAGGCAAAUGUGAUUUGCACUGGAACCAACAUGGUCAUUGAAAUUGAGCAGGCGAACUCCGUCGGGCUCCACAAGGACUAUCUGCGACUCAACAAUCCCGCCUGCACUUUGGACUCAAACGGCACUCAUGUGUUAGCAAACUUUUCCCUCAACGCCUGUGGAACUAUGAUUGAGGAGGAUGACCAGUUCAUCAUUUUCAAAAAUGAAAUCAUCUCAACUGAUGACCCAAACAGCAUCAUUACUAGAAAACACGAGGUAGAGAUUGAGUUCUCCUGCCGUUAUGAGAAGAGCAACAAUGUUUCACUACAGUUCAAAGCACAAGGACACACAACCACCGUCACCGAGAGAGGCUUCGGUACCCUCACGUAUCGCUUCGGACUCUUUGAAACAGCAGACUUCACCGUAAUGAUGGACCCAAACACAUAUCCAGUGGAGUAUGAUCUUGGUCAAAUGAUUUACAUGCAGAUUGAAUCCCAGUCUUCAAUCAACAACACUGAGAUUUUCAUCAGCUCGUGCGUUGCAACACCAUACAAUGACCCCAACUACCAAACGCCUUAUUCAAUCAUCCAAAAUGGGUGCAUCUUGGAUGAAACCGUACAGUUCUACACAAUCCGUGCACCGUUGGUCCGCUUUGCAAUGCAAGCCUUCAAAUUUAUUGGACUUCAAGAUCAGGUGUUCAUCAGUUGUUCAGUGAUCCUAUGUGAGGCAAACAAUCCCAACACCCGCUGUUCUCAGGGCUGCAUUAACAGCACAGUAGCUCCACCAUCACACCACCAUCGCAGAAGAGAAGCUCCCAUCCAGACCUCCAGUCACUUUGUCUCCCAGGGACCCCUGCGACUGAAGAGGAGCGUUGAGCGUGAAGUGUCAUCCACGACUUUGAACCUGAAUCUAGUCUUCAUAGCUGGAUGUCUUCUCGCAGCUGUCGGCAUGGUGUGUGCAGUUCUGAUCUUCAGAACCAGGAGACCAGAAGUCAAAUAUCAACCUCUACAAACAAAUGAAAUUUAA
This is a messenger RNA of Myxocyprinus asiaticus (Chinese sucker), 1992 nucleotides long. Its product is annotated as CUB and zona pellucida-like domain-containing protein 1. NCBI's taxonomy places the organism in Eukaryota, Metazoa, Chordata, Actinopteri, Cypriniformes, Catostomidae. The transcript is spliced from 10 exons. The coding region runs from base 1 to 1992 and encodes 663 amino acids. The record is from RefSeq and is a predicted model, not a curated record.